AUCGAUGUUGACAGAGGUUCACGGCUUUGGUCUCGAUUCGAUAUGUGAGCGGUCUCGAUUCGAUAUGUGAGCGGUGGCUUCGAUAUGUGAGCGGUCUCGAUUCGGUAUGUGAGCGGCUCGAUUCGGUCUCUGAUCAGAGAUUGCCUCGACAGAGAGAUAACGGGAACACAGGAGAGAGCCAAGGGAGAAAAGAGAAGAAAGAAGAGAGAAUGGAGUUGAUUUGUUUUGCUCCCUCUCACGCGUCUUUCUUUCGGUCUCGCCGACGUGACACGUGCCUCCAGAAAGUGAAUAAAAACGUUUCUUAAUUAACAAACAAAAUCUGCGUUUAUAACCAUUUUUGAUUUAAAUUCACCCUUUUAAUUCUUAAGAAAUCUCGCUAUAUACAGCGAUGCUGUUGCUCUAAGCUCUUCCAACAGGUAGCUUCUUUUUUUAUGCUCACUUCACAUAUCCACCAUAUUCUCACUUCAUAAUCUUUGCAUGAUCUUAGUUUUGUUUUAUGAUUCUUGCAGCCCGGGAUGGAUGUAGAAAUACAUUAUGUAUGAGACAUAUAAUCCUUAACCCAAAACGCCGACUGCAAUUAUCCUCCACCGCCUCGCCAAAGUCCCAGAGAAAGCUGAAAAACCGCCGGAGUGGCAUCUCCUACGCAGCGAGCACUCACUGGAGCCAAACCCUAGCCCAAAACCUUGGGCAUAUAUCGAAGGGGAGCAUGACGGACGGAAGGCAGCAAAAUGAGGAAGCUUAACCUGAGACGAGAACCUCCUGCGUCAGCACCCGUACGUGCAUGCACCGCUAGACGCCAGGGAAAACUCAAAAUACGUUUGUUUCUUUGCCCGAGAGGGAGAAAGUUAAUAGCUGAUUGAUCCAAUUUACCUGCACACACCUUGCCACAAACUACGUUGUACGUGUGUCCGUCCCUGCUUGCAGCUGAAAUUCUCAAUAAAACCGGCUGAUUUGGAAAAAGAAAAGAGAAAGUUUGAUCGAUCGAGAUUACCUGUACGGAGACAAGAGUAAUACUCAGAUAUGUAAUACAAUUUUCUUGCUUUCUAAGCAUUCUUAACCCAUUUUUUUCUAACAUUUACUCUGUAUAUAUAUUUAAACGAAUUACACAAUGAGGAAUUUUCUUCCACAAUCCUCAAAAAGAAGAAGAUUAAAUUUUUUUUGAGAGUCUGAUCUUCUGUUCUCCCGCCAUUUUUUUAUUUUAUUUUGUUGUUCUUGAUUGGACUGGCCGAAGUAUGUUCGGUUUUUUUUCUUUAACAACUUCAUUGGAGUGAAAAUGAAACAAUACUUCACUGAUAACUACAAAAUUCACAACUUAAAAAAAAUACUUCACAAAGCCGGAAUUCGUGUUGAAGUGGUUUAUGCUAGUUUUGUCUUCCGUGUCAUAAUUUACGUGUAUAUAUAUGUUCUAGGGGAUAAAACGUAAGACUACUACUCCAUAAGAGUUAAUUGCGUAGCCUAAAUUUUCACUGAAUUCAAAUUUCAGUUUAUGAUGAGUAACGAAUCAUAAAACAAAAAGAUAAUAAAAUAAUCCACAAGAAUGGUAUAGAAACAUUUUAUAUAGUUUUCUAUUCAUUAAAAAGACUAUGAAAAUACAAUCAUUGGCGAUAUUAAAUUCUUGCAAUAUAAAUGUCGUCCAAAAAGUUCUUGCAAUAUAAAUUUAUAACUAAGAAAUCGCCAAUGAUUCAUUUUUUUUUAACUUAUUGCAAUAAAAAUUAAUCUACAUACCAAAAGUGCAAAAAAAAAAUAGUUUACAUCUUUUAAAAAAAAAACUAAACAAGUCAUUCAUAGAAAAGUAUAUCUAAUAACAUAAAGUUCACAAUGUAGGCCUCUCAAACUACAAAGCUUAAUUUAUUUGCGUGAAGGCACACACAAAAUCCCAUGAUAUGAUACUCGAUUUGGAACUUUAGUUUUUAAGUCAAUGAUGGUGGUUUUUAGCCAAACUUUUGAGUUCUAAGAUAGAAUGUUUAUUGUCAUAAUUCACUUGUAAGACGACCAUACUUUAAUUUUCAUUCUUAAAAUAGAGAUAAUCUGAUUAAUUUUCGUUCAUUGGCGAAACUUCUUUCAGUAAGCAUUUAGUUGAUACGAAAGAAACACGACUUAGAUAUUCAAACUCUCUGUAUGUACCACAAAAACCUAUCAAAUUCAUUGUACCUGUUCUUUUCAUAAAUAGCCUUUCCUUGCUUUCACUGAAAUCAGAAAAUAAAGAAUAUGAGAACGAUAUGACGAGUUAAACACCGAAGAACAACGUGCGUUUAAAAUAUUAGUUAGUAUAUUUUCAUUUGUUAGAUGUAUAUGUUAUUUAAAUUAUAUAUCGAAUAUAUUUAACGUAAAUUUUAUAAAUAUUUAGAUAUCACAUUUUAAUUAAAGAGAAAAAAUUGGAAAACAUAAAAUAUAUGCAUGCAUGCAUACAAAUUAUAUAUACUUUUUCAAAUUAUAUGUUUUCUUCAAAUCCUAUACAUAUACAAACUAGUGUUUGACUGAGUAUAGGUCCAUAUAGUUAUAAAAUAUUAAAGGAGUAUGUGCAAUAUUAUUUUCUAGAUUUUUUUCAAAGAAAAAAAUUAUUUUCUUGAAGCAUUUGACUUUCAUUCCGACAAAGUCUAACUCAUCCAUUUUUCAUAAAUACCAAAUAAAAAGAGCCGAUUAUUUAUUCAUUGAUAUUAUACGAUUAUAGGAGAGGAUAUUUUUCAAUAGAUACUACUUUAGAAAAUUAUUUCGGAUUUACGUAUUUGUUUACGACUGAAGUUUGGAAUAGUCUGGAAUUAAAGUAGUGCGUCAAACUUUAGAAGUUUUCAAUUUAGCCAAUCUAAAAUAUACAGUUGCCAAUAUGAAUUAUAUAUAUCUUUUUUUGUUGUUGAUAUAUCUUGACAAAUCACACUUUCGCAGUAGCGUAGAGUCUUCAUUUGAACUUGGAUUUCCGGAUCCAUUGAGUUUAAGCUAUUCUCUUUGUUUCAAUAUAAAUGGUGUUUAAGGUUUUUACACAUAAAUUAAUAAAAUACAAACUUUUAUACAAUUUAUCUUGUUUAUAUAAAAAUAUCAUUAAAUGAAAUUAGUUCAACCAAUAAAAAAUAUUAUUUUGUAACUAGUCACAAAAUUCAGUUGAUAUUAAAUUAUAUCUAGAAUAGUGAGAACAUCAAUUAUUUUGUAACAACAAAUAUUUCUUUGAACACCAACAUUGUUUAUUAAUUCUUUGGAUUUAUUGUAUUCUGAUUUUUACGCCAACAUUGUUCUCAUUUGUGCUUUAAUUCGUUUUUUAUAUCUGUCUAAACAAAAUUUUGCUAUUAUAUAUUCUCUCUUUUUAAAAUAAGUGGCAUUUAAGAUUUUUGCACAAUGAUUAAAAUAAUAUAAAACUUUAUACAAUUUGUUUUGGUUACAUAAAAGUAUGAUUUAAAAAAAUAGUUCAAUCAAAAAAAAAUCUCUAUUUCAUUUUAAUUAUUGUUUUAUAUUUAUGCACACAAAUUCAGAAAAAAAUAAUUCUGCAUAUUUUCAAAAUAAAAACAUACUUAUACACCUAAUCAUAUUUUAACCAAUAGAAAAAUAAACUAGAGAAUAUUCUUCAUAAAUUUUGCAUUAAAAUUUAUAAACGACACUUAUUACGAAAAUUUUACUCUACAACAACAAUCAAACUAAAAUGGAAAGAGUCAUAGUUUGUAGUUAGUCACAAGUUUAAAAUACAUUAAAUUUUAUCUAGGACAACAAGAACAUCAUCUAUUUUGCCACAAAAAUACUUUCUUUAAACGCCAUUUAUAAAAUAUAACUUAAUUUCAUAGUGGUAGUCUUAAUUAAAGUUGUUUGAACAUAAGAAUGUUUAAGUACUAUAUAUUUUUCAUUUAGGAACACACGAACACUUUCUCCCCAUAUAUAGGCAGUUGGAGCAUCUGCAGUGUAAAUUUCUGGCAGAUUAUUUUAAUAUUAAAAGUAUAAAAUAUAAAAGAAAAAAAGAGAUAUGGAAAAAGAAGAGAGAAGUUAAGAACGGGUUUGAAAAGAAAAAAAUCUCCUAUUUUUUGAGAGACUAAAUCAACAUAUGUCAAGUUUCAAUUUAUUUACUUAUAUUUAUGAAUAUUAACUAAUGAAUAAAAAUUAAUAUUAAAUUGGUGAAAAUUUCUUGAAGAGCUGCACCACUAAUGAUGUUCUUAGUUUUGACAGUCUUAUCAUGGUAUUCGUUAAUUAUUAUCUUAUAUUUGUGCGCAUAUAUAAAUGCAGAUAUACCUACCAAUGUGUAGAUAUAUGCGUGUAUAAUGUGUCUUAGUAUCUUAUUACAACCAUACGACAUUUUGUCAUGGAAUUGUAAUAAUAACUUUUCUCCCUAAAACUUUAUUAGAGAUUUAGUUAUUUUAACAUAUUAUUUUUCUUUGUAUUGUUUCAACCACACAAGUCGGGUACUUUAGUCAACAAGAUCUCCACUAUUCUUACGACAAUUUGACAUAAUGAUAACUGGAAAAAGCAAUGUUCAAAACUAAAAAUUGCAAAUAACAUUUUGAUCAAAAAGGAUGUGAUCUUUUGCAGAUGGUUUGUAAGAUCUUCACUUGCAAAUGUGUUUGAAAAUGAAUUGUCCGUCGUGGAUCCAUAUCUCUGAUGAUUGGAUUAAUCACUUAAAUAUAAGAGAAACAAAUAAAUCUGAUGUACGUGUACCCAUAGAAAUAUAGAAUUGAAUCAUUUAUCUGGUGUAAUAACAACUAUAGCAUUUAAAAUUUUGUAAUGGAAUUCACAUUGUCAUUUUGAGUAGGGAUAACUCUGCGUAUAUUUCAAGCGAUAGACUAAUGGAUUUAAUAUGACGAAUGACUAUACUGACUAAAUGCAACCUAACUAAAUCAAGAAUAUGGAUCCCCAGUUCUCAUCAUUUAGUUAUACUAUAUUUUUCAGGGUCCCUACAAGUAUGGAAAAGUUUUCUUUUUUGACGAGGUCGGUGGAUAUUUCAAGCCAUCAAUUCUCAAGUGUCUUUCGUCUUUGUUGAAUAUAUAUGUGAUGUUUUGUUUUUGUACAAAUAUGUUAUACUCUUAAUGGUCUAAAGAGUGUAUUUCAUUUGUGGAAUUUGAAAGGGUAGACAAUUUUAUCUUUGGAUAGAAAAAAAUUAUUGGCCCUUAAGAAAAAAUGAUGCGAUGCAAUGCUAAAAAAAAAUUAUGCAAUGCUGUUUUCUUAAGAAAAUACUAAAACUAUUUAAAAAAAAUAAAAUAAGUUGGCUAACAAAUUUAUUUUCUGUGACCAAAAAGUCGUUGGUUCAAAACGUUGGAAAGAUAAUCAGAAAUUAUGUUUUCAAAAAUUGUGUUAUCUAUUUCAAUGGUUGUAAUGGCUGUCUCUUGUUAAUCAACAAUGAACUUAUACUCUCUCUUUUUUUAUUAUAAAUGUUAUUUAAAGUUUUUACACACAAAUUAAAAAUAUGAUUAAAAAAUGUACCCCUAUUUACAUUAUUUUGUUUGAUUUUGUAAAUUUAAAGUAAAGAUAAAAUUAGAAAAAUAUUUAAUAUUCUUUUUGAAAAUGUAAAAUGAAAACAAAAAUUUUAAAGCUAAAACGAUACUUAAUAUGAAAUUGAGAAAGUAUAUUUCAACGAUUGGCUUUUGUUAAUCCACACUGAAAUGAUAUAUUUCAAUGAACUGAUCUUUUAGAUCGAAAACUUAGAGCAUCAACAUAGCAGUUUCUAGCGUGGAGAUGCUUAAAAAAGUAAUGAUGGUGGCUCCAGCAAACAGAUAAAAUCGGUCACAGAAAUAGCCAAAGAAGGAUCGGUGUUUUGCUGUUUCUGGUACUGUUUGCGGAUUCCACUGACACGUGGCGUCGCGCAAUUGGUUACCUUUUUAAAUUUUUUUUUUUAAUCAGUGAAAUUUUUUUUAGAAAACCUAAAAAAAACUAUUAGCAAUCAAAAGGACUUACUUUCUAGGACAAUGGUCUUUGAAUUUGUGCCAGUGUGAAUGAGUUUGCCACUGAUGUAACAGAAUGGUCAUGAUCAAAGGUUGAUAAUGGCUAGGAUAGUCAAACCAUAACAAGCACAUAUUUAUUAUGGGAUUUGCUUAUAUCUUACCUGCCUUAAUUCUAUUAUUAACCACUCUCCAAUUUGUUUUUGAUCUUACCAAUCAAAAUGCUUUCUACUCAUCUUUAUCUCAAUAGGUAGAUAAUAAAGUCUAAAAAUUGACAGGUUAAAAUAACCUUAUUUCUCUUGGCCUAACUAAAUUCAUUAUUUAAUUCAUAUAACUUACCACCUCAACGUUUUUAAAAUACUUGUUUAUUUAAGAUUUAGGACACGUAUUAACAACAUUGGAUCUAGCUAGCAGCAUUCAUAAACUUUGUACGACUAGCUAGCAAUUAUCUUGUUUCUGCCUACUUUGACUCACUUUUGUUGCAUUUAUCUAGUCAAAAUCUGAUGAUGCUCUAGAGUUUUAUGACAUAAUGCAAGGUUUUCACUAAGACUUAGAGACGACAUUCAUGAAUGUAGAUUAGUUCUAUAUUUUCACUUAUUUAAGAAAAGCAACAUAGUAUAUUAGCAAAUAUGAAUGCAUGAUCGUCUCAUCACAUGAAAAAUAUUAGAGUAAACGUUAGAAAAAUAAAUAUUAAAAAUACCAUAAAAUGAGAACUUGCAAGAUUAACCGAUUUAGGCAUAAUUUUCAAAAAUGACUAUCACUCUUAAUUUUUUUAGGUCUAGAAAAUCACUUUAUACAUACAGAUUUAUCAGUUUUGACCUAUAAAAGUGAGCAAGUUUGAAUUAAAAUAAAUGUUUUUUUUAAAUAAUAAACGACAAUGUUGAUUAAAAUAACAAGAUGAUGAGCUUCCUUAUUUUUCCUAAUCGUGAAUUUUUUUGAAAACCUAUAUUUUUAUAAGAUUUUUGGUUUGAUGGUAAUGAUAUACUAGAAAGUCCUAUAUUAUGUUUUUAUGUUUUGCUAAAUAAUUCCUACUAGAUCUUGAACCGCGCGACCACGUGAGUAUUUAAUUUGUGUUCAUAUUUAGUGAUAUAUUUGUUAAUGUAGUGAUAUUUGUAAAUGUAAAUGAUAUAUUUGUACUGGAUUUUAUAUUUUAGCAUUUUAGAGUAAAAUGUAUCACCGAUAUUGGGUAUUAUAUAAAAAAAAUAUAACAUUUAUAUAAUUAGAUCCAUGUCUAAGAUAUAUAUCGAACACAUUUUUUAAAUAAAAAAUACGAAAAUAGAUAAUUGUGAAUUAGUAUGCUAUUUAUAAAUGAUAUGUUAGCUAUAAUAUUUGUAAGUAAAUAAAAUGAUUGUUAAACUUCUAUCAAAUUUGGAACAUAUGAAAAUUUAGAUUUAAAUUUGUAAGAAAAUAAAAUGAAAAUAUAAAUUUGAUGUAACUGAUAAGAAAUUAUAAAUGGGCAUAAUUUUGUGUACAUUUAAACCAUGACUUUGCGGAUGUUUGCUUUUACUUUUGUAAAUAAUUUUUUUUGCCUAAGGUGAUAGUAUAUAUUUUAAAACUUUACAUGUGUUAAAUAAUUAUUUAAUAACAUUUAUAAGCAUGAUAAUUUUAUAGUUUAUAUUUUUUUAAAUUUUAUUUUGUCUUGUAAACCGUCAAUGGUAUUACCACCAUUUUUAGAAUAUGAUCCGUGCAUCUGUACAAUUGUUUUGUUUUGUUUUUUUGUUGUGGAUCAAAAUUUUACGAUAAUGUCUAAUAAAUUAUUUUAUAUACAUGGUAAAUUGGUAAAUAAUUAUAAUGAUGCAUGUAAUAUAUUUGUAUUGGUAAGAAGAAGAAUUUUUUCAAAAAAAAAAUGAAGAGUAAUGUGAAUUGUGGGAGAGAAUGAGACAAACUAUAAGUUAUAUUUUUACAUAGAUAUUUUGUGUAUAUUAUUGAUAUUCAUUAUUGUUUAUAAUGUUAAUAUGAAACAGAUAAGUUAAAAUAUUUAUAUUGAAUUGAUUGUGAAUUUAAUUUAGGAAAUGUUUUAUUAAUUUUGAAAAAGACAUGGAAAACACAUAAGUAAGAGUAGUUAUUACUUCAUUAAUUUUAGAAAAGACAAAAUUACUUAAAAAUAAGUUCAUUUAAUUAUUUCAAUGGCAUUAGGUUGUAAAUAUUGUGCAAAAUUAAGGGUUAAUCUUAAUUUAUACUUCUCUUUUAAUAGAUUAGAUAUAUAUGUUGGCUAGUCAUUUGCAAAAACAACAUUUGUUAAUAAGUUUGACCACUAACUGUUCUGUGUUCUUCCGUUUAAAUAGCAUGUUAUGUUAGUUGAUGAAAGCUCUUUUUGUUUUAGAUGAUAUCACACUAUAUAUUAAUUAAUUACGUGCAAGAAAAAUAGAUUUAUUUAUAUUUUUGCUACAAUGUGUUUUUUUCACAAACUUUUGCAAAUUAGCAUCUCUAAUACAGCCACCUACCUAAAUAAAUGUAUAAAAAUAAACAAAUGUCUGAAAAUAUGUAAAAGUUUAAUAGAAAACCAAAUAAUAUGAUAGGAAAUUCAAAAUAUCUAAAGAACUAGUCUAAAUUUUGAAACAUUUAACAGCAUAGUGAAAUGUGACAUUAAUUGAAAUAAAUUGACAUUAAUUCUGUAAGAAAAAUGGAUUUCUAGAAUUACAAUAUUUCCUUUUCUAAUUUUUCUGAUCUAAAUUUAUUUUUAAAGUUAAAAGCAUGAUUGCUUUAUAAAUUAGCUUUAUAAAUAAAAAUAGUUGUCUACAGUAUCUAGAGCUAUUGCCAAUCAACCCCUAAAUAUAAAUUAGUGUCAGGUAUAUAAUUAAUGCUAAGUUUUGGUCUUAGGCUACACAUAUAUUAAUAUCAAUUACCAAAUUGGGUUUUCAUCGAAUCUGGUUUGAUGGUACAACUACAAUCCGUAAGUCUCAUCAUCUUCAUGUGUGUAGAAUGUGAACACACACUAUACAUCAAAUUUUGACCUUUUUUUCCCCAGAUGCGCUCGAAGACUCUGUAAUCGUAUGACAUCAUUAAUUAAUGUUUUAAAAAUCGCUAGGCGGUGGCUAAGCAUUUUAUAGAUGAUUGUUGUUUAGGCGGGUGCGUAAUUGAUUUUUUAAACGUUUAGACCAUUUUUUUUAAUAAAUCAGUUUGAAAAAAAUCGUUUCGUUCAUAUCCGAUUUGCCGACUAGGCGAACGCCUAGGCGUCGUUUAGUCCGAUUUUUAAAACCCUGUUAUUAAUAUACUUAAUUUCUAGAAAAUUUAGAAGCUUUAUCUAGUGAACAAAAGAGCAGGGUAAGCCGUUUUAUAAUGUGGGGAUAUAGUUUACCGAAUUUUGGUGGAUAAAUGUGCCAAACAUCAAUUAUAACUUGCUCUGUUUUGUGGUAACAUAUUUUGCUGGUUUGGAAGGGAUGAUACAAAUUUUGUAUUUUGUAUAAAAUAGAUAACCUUUUAAAUAAGGAGCAAAUAAGUUAUUUUUAUACAAUAAAUACAAAUAAUAUUAAAUAUCUAAAUAAUAAUAAUUACAUUAAUAUAGAUGCUCAUGUAAUUUUAACUGGAGACCAACUAACAAUAAAUAAACACAUCCGAUGCAAAACUGUUAAUUAUGUUUUUUUUUUAAAUUAUGUUUAUUACUCCUUAUGUAACCAAAUUAAAUAACUUGUUUUAAUUAGUUUGAUGACUACACGUGUGGCUUUAGUGAUAAAUCACGUGGUAUCUUUUUUUUUUUUUUUUGGUAAAAUGUUAAAAUUAUAUUACCAAGCUUUUCAUUUUUUACAGAAGGACAGAGGAAACAAGAAACAGAAUGCAGAAAAUAAACUAAACAGAGCAUCUUGAACAAGCCUAUUCUAAGAAUACAGACUAAAGUCCUUCAAGCGAACUGGAGAUAGCAAAACGUUAAUGCCCCAAGAGAAGGAAUGAGAGGAGCGAGACCCCGGUUGCCGCGAGCUCCCAAAGAGAAAGGCGGCUCAAACCUUGAAGCAACGGGAUAACCUACAGCUUCCGAGAGACCCAAUCAUCAAGACCAUCACCGAGAAAUGCAUCCACGAAACAGCUAGCCCGUUCGAAAUCGCCUCACCGACAGCACGAAGAGGAGUCCACAAAACAGGCGGUGCCGUCGUUCGGAACAGAGUGUUGGAGAUUGCUGUCACCAACCCUCCAACUCCGGGACCGUAUACACCCAUUUAACCCACCACACACGUAGAGUAAUAGGACAUGUCGGGCACACCUCCUCCGGAAGAAGCGACAUUCAAAGUAGCCAGUGCUCGAGUGCUCAACUAGCCCUUGAAGACACAAAAGACCGGCCUGCAAACACAGAAUCAACCUCCACCAGAUGACAAUUAUUAUGGGAGAAGAGAGCGAAGAACGCGUUGCCACAGUCAUGGGCCUGAAACCGGAAGACAGAGACACCAUAAGAGACGCGGAUGCAGUCUCGUGGCUCGACACGCGCUGCCACAGAGCCUCCAAGCCCGGGCGACAACACCGAGAAAGGAAGCUCUCCACACGCACCCACGACUGAGAACCAGUCACAGGAUCUUCCAGUGUCAGGCGGAACCGGACGAACCAAGAAACCGAGACACAAUCCAGGCCAAGCAGAGACCUCACGGGCGGAGGUAAAACAAUGAAGAACCGCUGGGAAAGGAACCUCACCAAGACUCCACGCGCCAUCGAACUUUUGGUUGGAACCCUAGGUCCGAGAAAAAUGUUGGCGAUACACCGGAGAUCCGAACAGACGGGAGAAAAGAUCGACGCCGGUUCAAGCACUUUCUUCUCCACCGCCUCGGUACCUACAGAUCUACAGGGAUUUCCAACGAAGAGACUCAGGAUGCCAACCACCCACGAAACCCGACUCCAUCGGCUUGCCCUAGCUCGAAAGCGUCGCCGUCACACCAGAUCUGUCACCACAGGAACCAAGCCUCACGGAUCCACCGCGAAUGGAGACGAGACUUGAGGCGGCGAGAACAGAACAAGGGCUUCGACAAAGACCGCAAAGAGGAGGAGACGAGCCGGUGGAGCAAAGAGGAAAAAAGGAAAGGAAGCUCCCGACGACGGCCUACGGAACCACCGCCGUCGGAGCUAAAGGAACGAGGCGGCUGCACUAGGGUUUUCGCUAGGAAGGAGAUAAGGGAGAGAAAAAGGCGUUUUUUUGAAAUGAGAAUAUAUGUUUUCUCUGAUAUAUGAAUCACGUGGUAUCUUUGUCCAUGCAUAAGUGGACUUUCUUCUAGUUCACUCUUCGAGAGAUUUAAUUUACGUUUCACUAAAAAUAAGUCAGUUUUAUUUAUAACAUUUUUUUCGUAUUCUUGAAAUGUAUGUUGAACCUAUAUCUUCUCAUAUUCUAUAAUGCUAUUUUUUCGAAAUGCAAAUGCCCUGUAUUUUUCAAAAAUAUAUAUUUUCGUAAGACAUUUGCAUUACGAAAAAUACGAAAUGCCCCUGUAUUUUCCAAAAUAAUAUUCUUUCUAAUACUAUAAAAAUACAUUUUUCUUAGCGAGAAAAUUGAUCUACAUGAAUAAGAAAAGAUCAGAAGAACGAAGAGAGUAGAAUGGGAACGUCUUCUAGAGGGUGAGUAUUAUAGGUUUUUUGAAAAAGGAUUUAGUGGAUGUUGGCUGGAUAUUAAAAAAAAAACAAGUACAUGCACCAUAUUAUCGGAUUGUGCAAAACUGAAAUUUGUUUAGUCGUCAAUACAAGCAGAAACUACUAAAUUCCUUCGAUGUUUUGAAAAUUAUUUUGUUACAUAUGUUAAAUCAGAAGAAACUAUUCAACUAGGAUUUUGAUGUGAUUUACAUUAAAAUGAUAAAUUUAUUAUUAUUCAAACGUGAGUUUAAAAAAUAUUUUAAAAUUUAAUGUUAUUGACUUUGUUAUUUAAUAAAAUAUUAUAAAAUUUAUUAUUAUUGAAUAAAAUUUAAACUGUAGAUUUUAGAGCUUUUAAGCAUUUGUAGUGUUUAAGAAUAAUUUCUUGAUUAUUAAAAUACAAAUUAAAACCUCGUAAUUUAAGAUAAGAUUUUAAAAUAGUUUAACAACAACCAAAUUAGAGUUUAGCAAAUUCUCAAACUCAUUUAUGAACAAAAUUUCAAAAUAGUUUAACAAAAUCAAAACCAAAUUAGAGUUUUUGAAUGAAGCCAAAAUCGUUUAUGAACAAAAUUUAGAAGGGUGUAUUCAAUAUAAUAUUUGAGUUGAUUUGAUUUUUAAUGAAUUUUUAGAUGAUUUUAAUAAGUUGCAGAGAUUUAGGUGAUUUUUGUUAAAGUACUCUAUAAUAUAACCUAAAUCAUGGGAUUUGAGUUUUAAUUUUUUUUACUAAGUUUUAAUUUUUUUUACUAAGAAACUUCAUCCAAACACCCUAAAGUCAUCUGAAAACUUCAAAAUUCUAAAAUUAAAACUAUUUUCAAUAACAGUGGAUUUUAAAGUAUUAUAUGAAAUGUUAAGUUAAAUAACAGUGAAUUUUAAAUGAGUUUUUAAAAUUCAUGUUUGAAUAACAGUGAAUUUGUCAUUUUAAUUAAUACAAAUCACCUAAAACUCUCAGUUGAAUACACCCCCUUAUUUUUUCAUUACUACUGCUAAUGUAUAACAACACUAUUGUUAAAAUGCCUUAAUGGUUUUUUGGUUCUAUUUAUAGUGGCUGAGUUAUUUAGUUAUAAUUUCUAAUAUAAUACAUAUUUUUACCGUAUCAACAAGUUGGUUUAAUGUAUUCAUUGGCACAUGUGAAGGAUAUCUGGAAACUAAGAGUAUUUAAACUAAAAUUUUAAAUCAAUCUAUAGGUUUAUUAUUAUUAAAUAUAUAAGACAAAAAUAAUUUAGUAAGAGAUAUGCAAUAUGUUUAGCAAUCAAAAGUUUUAUAGAAAAAUCUCUUAAUACCUUACUUAAUUUCUUUUGGGCAACAACACUUUAUACCACGAGCAGUAAUUUACUGUUUUUAAAUUUUCAAAUAUUUUUAAUUUAUGUUUUGAUGUUAUUUAAUAAAUAAAGAAAUUCGACACAAUGCAAUAAAUUUUUGAAGAAAAAAAUAUUUUUUUCUUUUUUCAAAAAAAAAAAAAAUCUUUUCUUAAUAUGAUAUCAAAAAGAUUUGUUUCCUAAUAAGAAAAUUUGUCUUAAUGACUUCCCGCUUUUAACCAUAAUGCAUCAAAAUUAUUUAGUAUUAAUUUGUUUUCUACGGGUUUUCAUGUAAUACAAGGCUGGUUUAUAUCAUUUUCUAACUGUACUUAUAAAUACAUCAAAAUUAUUUAGUAUUUACUAUUACUCUCUGUCUCUAUCUCUUACCCAACUCUAUAUAUAGUUUCUCUUUCUUGGUUUUUCUUAUCAUCGAACUUUCUUUUCAUCUCCUCUCUCUAUUCUCUCGCCCUCUCGCUCUCAGUCUUCAGACCAGAAACAAAGAUACAGUCAGUGUCUCAAAAUACCAUGGUUUCUCUGCUUACAAUGUCGAUGAGUGGUGCUCAAACAUGGCCUCAGGCCCAUACUGAUUUAGGCUUUGGGCCCAUCAAAAGACAGCCGAAGAUUAAAUGCACGGUGCAUAUCGACGUAACGGAAUUACCCUUGAAACGGCCUUCAUUCACACCCAGAACCACCGCGACGCCACCGCGGCAUAAUCCUCUCCGGCUAAACAUUUUCCAGAAAGCGGCGGCGAUUGCGAUCGAUGCGGCUGAGCGCGUUUUAAUCUCACGUGAGCAAGAUACUCCUCUUCCCAAAACCGCUGAUCCACGUAUUCAAAUCGCCGGGAAUUAUUUUCCGGUACCGGAGUUUCCCGUCCGAGAGUGUCUCGACGUUGAAGGAACAAUCCCUGACUGCAUUGACGGAGUUUAUGUCCGUAACGGCGCAAAUCCGAUGUUCGAGCCUAUCGCUGGGCAUCAUUUAUUCGACGGAGACGGAAUGGUUCACGCCGUUAAAAUAACUAACGGUUCAGCAAGCUACGCAUGCCGGUUUACUAAAACCGAGAGAUUGAUUCAAGAAAAACGAUUGGGUCGACCGGUUUUUCCGAAAGCAAUCGGCGAGCUUCACGGCCACUCGGGAAUCGCACGUCUGAUGCUUUUUUACGCACGUGGGCUUUGCGGUCUCGUCAACAAUCAAAACGGCGUCGGAGUAGCAAAUGCCGGUUUGGUUUACUUCAAUAACCGGCUUUUAGCAAUGUCAGAAGACGAUUUACCGUACCAACUAAAAAUAACUCAAACCGGCGAUCUCCAAACCGUUGGGCGUUACGAUUUCGACGGUCAGUUAAAAUCAUCGAUGAUCGCCCACCCGAAACUCGACCCGGUUACAAAGGAGCUCCACGCUCUAAGCUACGACGUCGUUAAAAAGCCUUACCUGAAGUACUUCAGAUUCUCGCCGGACGGCGUUAAAUCACCGGAGCUGGAGAUCCCGCUCGAGACUCCGACGAUGAUUCACGAUUUCGCCAUAACGGAGAAUUUCGUGGUGAUUCCGGAUCAGCAAGUCGUGUUUAAGCUAGGGGAGAUGAUCGCCGGAAACUCUCCGGUGGUUUUCGACGGCGAAAAGGUUUCGCGAUUGGGGAUAAUGCCGAAAGACGCGACGGAGGCUUCCGAGAUAAUCUGGGUGAAUUCGCCGGAGACAUUCUGUUUCCAUCUUUGGAACGCGUGGGAAUCGCCGGAGACGGAGGAAGUGGUGGUGAUCGGGUCGUGUAUGUCGCCGGCGGAUUCUAUCUUCAACGAGAGAGACGAGAGCUUGAGAAGCGUCUUGACAGAGAUCAGGAUAAACCUCAGGACGCGUGAAGCCACGCGACGCGCGUUGCUGGAGGACGAUGUGAAUUUAGAAAUCGGUAUGGUUAACCGGAACCGGUUAGGUAGAAAAACCCGGUUCGCGUUUCUGGCUAUCGCUGAUCCUUGGCCAAAAGUUUCCGGUUUCGCUAAGGUUGAUCUUUUCACCGGAGAAAUCGAAAAGUACAUUUACGGCGGCGAGAAGUACGGUGGAGAACCGUUUUUCUUGCCCAGUGGCUCCUUUGACGGUAACGGAGGAGAAAAUGAAGAUGACGGCUAUAUAUUCUCUCACGUUCACGACGAAGAGAAAGAGACGUCCGAACUUCAGAUUAUUAACGCCGUUAAUUUAAAGCUUGAAGCUACGAUUAAACUACCGUCUAGAGUACCGUAUGGGUUUCAUGGUACAUUUGUGGAUUCAAGUGAACUCGUGGAUCAAUCAUUAUAAUUAUUGUACUUGUUAAUGAUUUUAAAAAGUAGAUGAUAUAGGUUAAGAUUCUAACAAUUUGUACCAGUUUUAUAACGAAUGGUUAGAUUGUGUAUUGCCUUUUGUCUGGACGUGAUACAAUUCAAAAUAAACAUAUAUAUGAAACAAGAAUGAAAAACCA
Molecule: messenger RNA, 15113 nt
Organism: Brassica rapa (field mustard)
Lineage: Eukaryota; Viridiplantae; Streptophyta; Magnoliopsida; Brassicales; Brassicaceae
Product: 9-cis-epoxycarotenoid dioxygenase NCED2, chloroplastic
Biological process (GO): carotene catabolic process
Cellular component (GO): chloroplast stroma
Molecular function (GO): carotenoid dioxygenase activity
Source: RefSeq, a predicted model, not a curated record